Messenger RNA from Cannabis sativa, 1485 nucleotides. Its product is annotated as protein RGF1 INDUCIBLE TRANSCRIPTION FACTOR 1. NCBI's taxonomy places the organism in Eukaryota, Viridiplantae, Streptophyta, Magnoliopsida, Rosales, Cannabaceae. The record is from RefSeq and is a predicted model, not a curated record. The transcript is spliced from 5 exons. Bases 398 to 1147 code for a protein of 249 amino acids.
AUUUUUUGAUUAUUAAUUUUGAUUUUUGACAAGUUAUUUUACAGAGACCCACUUCAGCAAUUAGAAAUAAAAUUGUACUAUAGACCACGCCACCUCUAUAAAUGAGGACAGCUUCCCCACCCCUCUCUCUCUCUCUCUCUCUCUCUCUCUCUCUCUCAUUGUCUGUAAUUUUAUUGGGUACAGUAAAACUAGUAUCAACUGUUGCCAGGCGCCGCUCUCUCUCUCUCUCUCUCUCUCUCUCUCUCUCUCACAUAAACAAAGUCGCUUUCUCAGUCUCCUUUUUUAAUGGCUGCUCCACCAAUAUCUUCUUGAACCCUGACCAUAAUUCUCAGAGAAUUUCCUCACUUACUCGCUCAAAUCAAACUUACUUAAUUCACGAAGAAGGAGAAGAAGAAAAAUGUUUGACUCGUCAAAUGUUCUACCCCGUUGGCUUGAAGUUCUUCUCUGUGAAAAGUUCUACAACGCUUGUAUAAUUCACGAAGACGCGAAAAAGAACGAGAAGAACAUCUUCUGCUUGGAUUGUUGCAUCAGUAUCUGUCCUCACUGCUUGCCCCCUCAUCGUUCUCACAGACUUUUGCAGAUAAGGAGGUAUGUCUAUCACGAUGUUAUAAGGCUCGAUGAUGCUACCAAGUUAUUUGACACUGAUUUUGUUCAAUCGUAUACAACCAACAGUGCUAAAGUUGUCUUCUUAAACCAAAGGCCUCAGACAAGGACUUUCAGAGGCUCCGGCAAUAUCUGCUGUACCUGUGACAGAAGCCUUCAAGACCCAUACAUUUUUUGCUCUCUCUCAUGCAAGAUUCAGUACCUCAUGAGAAGGGAGGGUGGAGUUUCAAAGUUCAUAUUUGAGUGCAAGUUCUUGUCCUUGCCCGACCCAGGCUCCGAAGACGGUUUGAUAUCACCCGAUUCGGUUCUUGAACAGUCGGGUUCUGCCCGAACCUCAUCCGGGUCAGGAGGGAACGGCAGUGUAGGGAGCAGGACCUUAAGCUGCACCGCCGCCACAGCUGAACAGAUAAUUGUGAGGAAAAAGAGAAGCAGUGUUUCCGCGUACCGUGCGGCGUGUCGGCCAGUUUUCUCGCCAGUGUCCGAAAUUUCGGCGGCGUUGAUGAAUCGGCGAAAAGGGAAUCCUCAGCGGGCUCCUCUUUAUUGAAUUCUUGUUCGGAUUGAUUAUAAUGGCGGUGGUGAGAGAGAUAAGGGAGGUUUGAAAUUGAAAUAUAAUAGUUGGUAUUAUUACUACUGUUGUAAUUUUCAUUACAUGAUAAGGGUAGUUUCGGUACUCAAGACAAAUUCUUCUUCCCAAUUUUGUAGAGGGCUAAAGCUUGAUAUUAAGCUUAUGUUCUCAGUCUCUCUGGUAUACUGGUAUUGGUAUUUUAGUGAGCACAUUUUGUGCCAACUCAAAUUGUUGCUUACUUUCUUUAUUUUCUUGUUAUUAACAAAGUCAUAUUGAGUAAUAGUAACAAACACUUAAUCCACAUUUCCUCUUUUACC